AUGCUCUCCGCUUUCACAGCACGUCCCAUCAUCGAGCUGCGACAAAAGGAUAAGUCUAAGAUUGAGACGAUACUCGCUCAAGGUGACCGCGUUCUCGUCGGCCUUAACAAUGGCGCACUCCGAAUCUACCGUCUAAAUGAGCUUUCCGACCAACCUCAGAAUGGUUGCACUGAUACAAACACUAAUGGUUCGUCGUCUGCGGUGGGCGAAAACCAUAAUACUGCGAAAAAGUCGGAAAGGCCAACUGAUUUGAUGCGCGAGGUGGAACGCUUCUCGACGCGAGCAAUCGAGCAGCUGGCUAUUAUAAAGGACGCAAACACAAUUGUAUCCUUGUCGAAUUAUCACGUCUCUUUUCACGAUCUGAAAACCUACGAACUUAUUGAGACCUUAAGCAGGACCAAGAAUGCAUCAUGCUUUGCGUCAACAUCGAAUAUUGUCAAGGAUCCGGACACGGGAAUUCCCGAGAUCGUGAGCCGGCUGGCUGUUGCGGUCAAGAGGAAAUUGCUACUCUGGAGCUGGCUUGAGAGCGAACUUUCUGAGGAUGUGGAGGAGAUCGUGCUGCCUGAGUCGAUUCGAUCAGUAACAUGGGCAAAUGCGACAAAGUUGGUGUGUGGUAUGAAUGGCGGGUACGUGAUGGUCGACGUCGUAACACGUGAGGUCGAAGAUAUCGUGAGUCCGGGUUCGGGACCAGCAGCUGGGCAGACUAGCCGAUUCGGUGCGAUGAGCAGUGCUGGUAUGGGAUACAUGGGAUUGGGAGGUUAUAUACCCAAGCCUCUGGCGGCCAAAUUGGCCGAGGGAGAAAUGUUGCUCGCAAAGGAUAUCAACACACUAUUCAUCGACGAUGACGGGAAACCCCUCGACAGACGGCAGAUUCCCUGGAAUCAUGCCCCUGAGUUCAUAGGGUACUCGUACCCAUAUAUUCUUGCCUUACAAGCUCCCUCAAAAGGCUCCCUGGAAGUUAGGAAUCCUACAACAUUAUCAUCACUUCAGAAUCUAUCACUACCAGGCGCUUCUCAGCUUCACUUCCCGUCACCCACUUACAGCUUAGCACAUGCCGGGAAAGGUUUUCACAUCUCCAGUGAACGAUGUGUUUGGAAGAUGGACUCAACAGACUAUGACUCCCAGGUUCAGGAACUAGUAGACGGUGGCCACUUCGAUGAGGCCAUUAGCAUUCUCGAAAUGCUUGAAGAUGCACUGCUGAAGAACAAGGCGCAGACACUUCGCGAGGUCAAGAUGCUCAAAGCUGAAGGGCUGUUCAAAAAAAAGAAAUAUCGCCAGGCGAUGGAUCUCUUCAAUGAGGAUACCGUACAUGCACCCCCUGAACGAGUUCUGAGGAUGUUUCCUCCAUCCAUUGCUGGAGAACUAUCUGCCUGGGCCGGCCGCGAAGAGGAAGAAGAAGAGUCGGAUGACGCGCUAGGAACACCGAAGAAAACCAAUGGCACUCGUCCCACCACCCCUGAACCCGUUGAGCAGGUACAGGAAACUCCGCAGUCAAGCAAAGGAGGCUUCGCCAGAUAUCUUACCGGCAGCUAUAGGAGGCCCCAGUCGGACACCGCAUCCAUCCUCUCAAAGAAGGAUACAGCGGACGGCGAUGAUGCUGCUAGUGUGAGGGAGGCUGAGUCAAACGAGGAUCUGCCUUUGAAAGACAAGGACUUGACGAACGCGGUUCUGGAGCUCAACAGCUACCUGGCUGGGACCCGUGCUCGAUUACAACGGGUGAUUGAUCCUGUGACUGGAAACCUGAAACCUCAAAGUGAUCGAAAUGGUUCAACAGAAGAGAUAGCCGAGAAGUUCCUACGGAUAGGGCUCGAUGACUCUGAGAAGAAACUUGAGGAGGAACUUCGAAUCACCUUUCGUUUGGUCGACACAACUUUGUUCCGAGCAUACAUGUUUUCUCGACCAACUUUAGCAAGCUCUCUGUUUCGAAUUCCUAACUUCUGUGACCCUAAUGUGGUUAAUGAAAAGCUUUUGGAACACAAUCGCUAUACCGAGCUGGUGGAUUUCUUCCACGGUAAGAAGCUACAUAAGGAGGCUUUAGAACUUCUACGACGAUUUGGAGCCGCUGAAGAACCCGACGAGGCCGCACCAACACUUCACGGACCGCAUCGCACCAUCCAGUACCUCAAAAGUCUACCACCACCAGAAAUUGACCUCAUCCUUGAGCAUGCAGAAUGGACCCUCAAAGCCAGUCCAGAUGAGGCCUUAGAGAUCUUCACGGGCGACACAGAGAAUGCGGAGACCCUCCCACGAGAACGAGUUGUGUCUUUCUUACAUGAUGUUGAUACACAGUUAGAAGGACGCUAUCUGGAGCAUAUCAUCACUGAGCUUGAAGAUAUGACACCAGACCUUCACGACCGAUUAGUUGAGCUCUAUGUUGAAAACUUGAAGAAGAUGGACAAGGGUGAGAAGUGGGAUGAAAUGAUGAAUCACUUCAUCGAGUUCUUGAGACAGCCGCGGCAGGUUUACAGUCUCAGCAGGGCGUUUAGAUUGAUUCCCAGAGAUGACCCAGUAUUUUACGAGGCACAGGCUGUGGUAUUGAGCAACAUGAACCAACACAAACAAGCCCUUGAGAUCUAUGUUUUCAAGAUGAAGGACUACCAGAAAGCUGAACAAUACUGUAACAGAGUCAACUCGACUCAAGAUACUGCUCCAUCAUCUCAGCCAAAUGAGAAGAAUGAAACUGGGGAGGAUCCUGAGACUUCUACACCAUCUAUUUAUCACACCCUUCUAUCGCUCUAUCUUCAACCGUCACCACCCAACCAGCCCAAUCUAGAACCAGCACUGGACCUUCUUUCAAAGCAUGGAUCACGUCUCCCAGCGACAUCAACUCUAGGACUCAUUCCAGACGACCUUCCCGUUCGGUCACUUGAGUCUUACUUCCGAGGCCGCAUUCGGUCGGCAAAUAGUCUGGUCAACGAGGCAAGGAUCGUCGCUGGUUUGCGACAGGCUGAAGGCAUAUCUAUCGCGGCGCGGCUGCACCUUGGUGACGAUGUACAGGGAGGGCAAGGCGGGCGUAACAGGCACGUUGCCAUCACAGACGAGCGACACUGCGUCGUGUGCCACAAGAAACUCGGAGGAGGUAUGCGUAUUGGCGGAAGCGUUGUAGCUGUCCUGCCGGAUAACACGGUGGUGCACUACGGCUGUUUGAACCGAGCAACAGGGAACAAAGUAGACGCAUCCCAGGCGCCAAGUUGGGGUCGAGGGUUCUAG
Molecule: messenger RNA, 3210 nt
Organism: Fusarium mangiferae
Lineage: Eukaryota; Fungi; Ascomycota; Sordariomycetes; Hypocreales; Nectriaceae
Exons: 4
Coding region: 1-3210 (1069 amino acids)
Biological process (GO): intracellular protein transport; autophagy; endosomal vesicle fusion
Cellular component (GO): cytoplasm; fungal-type vacuole membrane
Molecular function (GO): protein binding
Source: RefSeq, a predicted model, not a curated record